Messenger RNA from Drosophila eugracilis, 1779 nucleotides. RefSeq names its product maltase A3. Lineage: Eukaryota; Metazoa; Arthropoda; Insecta; Diptera; Drosophilidae. Bases 14 to 1738 code for a protein of 574 amino acids. The record is from RefSeq and is a predicted model, not a curated record. Gene Ontology annotation, biological process: carbohydrate metabolic process. The transcript has 4 exons.
UUUAGUGGGAGCCAUGUUCAAGUUGCUGGUUCUCUCUUGCCUUUUGGCUUUGGCGCUGCCUUCCCUGGCGGAAGUUGGCUGGUGGAAAACGGGUCAGUUCUACCAGAUCUACCCCAGAUCUUUCAAGGAUAGUGAUGGCAAUGGUGUAGGUGAUCUCAUUGGUAUUACCGAACAAUUGGCCUACUUGAAGGAAAUAGGCGUAACUGCCACCUGGCUGUCUCCUAUCUUCACCUCGCCCAUGGCUGAUUUUGGCUAUGAUGUGGCUGAUCUCAAGAACAUCGAUCCCCUGUUCGGUACCAUGGAGGAUUUCGAAGCACUGGUGGCUCGCGGAAAGGAGCUGGGCAUUAAGAUCAUCUUGGACUUUGUGCCCAACCACACGAGUGACGAGUGCGACUGGUUCAUCCGUUCGGCUGCCGGCGAGGCAGAGUACAAGGACUUUUACGUUUGGCACACCGGCAAGGUGGUCAACGGCAUCCGUCAGCCACCCACCAACUGGAUUGGCGUGUUCCGUGGCUCAAUGUGGACUUGGAACGAGCAGCGUCAGGCUUACUACCUUCACCAGUUCCAUGCUAAGCAACCCGAUCUUAACUACCGUAAUCCGGCUGUCGUUGAGGCCAUGAAGGAUGUCCUGCGUUUCUGGCUGCGAAAGGGAGCCUAUGGCUUCCGUAUCGAUGCUGUGCCCCAUGUUUUCGAGGUUGAAGCUGAUGCUGAUGGAAACUGGCCCGAUGAGCCCCGCAACGAGGCAGUCAGCGAUCCCGAGGAUUACACCUACUUGCAGCACAUCUACACCACCGAUCAGCCCGAGACUUUGGAACUGGUCUACGCCUUCCGCGAUGUGAUUGAGGAGAUUGAUGCCGAAUUGGGUGGUGAUGAUCGUGUCCUGCUCACCGAGGCCUACUCUCCGCUGGAAACCCUGAUGUUGUACUAUGGAAAUGGAACCCACCUGGGCUCCCAGAUCCCCUUCAACUUCGAGCUGCUGUCCAAGAUCAGCUACAGUUCCGACGCCUACCACUACUCGGAAUUGAUACACAACUGGCUGGACAACAUGCCCGAGGGACAGGUGGCCAACUGGGUUUUCGGCAACCACGACCAGAGUCGCAUUGGUUCCCGUUUGGGGGCCGAUCGCAUUGAUGCCGCCAAUAUGAUCGUCAUGGGUCUGCCCGGCGUGAGUGUGACCUACCAGGGUGAGGAGAUGGGCAUGACUGACGUUUGGAUCAGCUGGGAGGACACCGUGGACCCACAAGCCUGCCAGUCCAACGAGCAGGAGUUCGAACGACUCACCCGCGAUCCUGUGCGCACUCCCUUCCAAUGGAGCGACGAGCAAAACGCUGGCUUCUCCAAUGCCUCUGUCACCUGGCUGCCGGUAGCCGAUAACUACAAGUUGGUGAAUAUUAAGAAGGAGCGUGGAAUCGCCCUGAGCCACUUGAAUGUCUACAAGCAGCUGCGUGCUCUGCGAGAUGAACCCACCUUGAAGCAGGGCGAUGUCACGGUCACCGCCAUUGGUCCUAAUGUGCUGGCCUUCAAGCGCUCUCUGGCUGGCGAGAAGUCCUACAUCACCGUCAUCAACAUCAACGAUGAUGUCGAGUCGAUCAACUUGGACUCUGUUUUCACCUCCAUCUCUACUCAACUGCAGUAUGUGGUGGUCAACGAUAAGAGCUCACGUCGCAAGAACGAUCUUACCUUUGCCAACUCUGUGCUGCUGAUGCCCAAGGAGGCCGUUGUGCUGAGCACAGUCUAAACUUAUUUUAUAGGUCUUUAAUAAAGAAUAAUCAAAGGAAA